Molecule: messenger RNA, 1506 nt
Organism: Rhizophagus irregularis DAOM 181602=DAOM 197198
Lineage: Eukaryota; Fungi; Glomeromycota; Glomeromycetes; Glomerales; Glomeraceae
Source: RefSeq, a predicted model, not a curated record
AUGUCGUCUUUCUUGCAGCAACAACAACAACAUCAUCAAAUAUACUCAAUGUCAAACGAAACUAACGAAGAUACUAAUGAUACCAACGAAGGAGACAAUGCCAAAGACGAUACUAAUGAUACCAACAAAGGAGACAAUGCCAAAGACGAAGAUGAUGAUGACAAUGACAAAAUUGAUAAAGAGUUUGGUUAUAAAAAUCUAAUUAUAAACUGUAGCUCAGAUUUUAUACGAAUUGGAAAAAAUUCCGGUGGUGCAAUUGAAGUCAAUUUAAAUAAUCAAUGGGAUACUAAAAUGGACCAUUAUCCUGCUCAAGGAGGACGUAAAGGACAUAGUUUUUCGACUGCUACCAGCAAAUUUAUGGCUCAAGGAGGAUGUGAAAGACGUAAUUUUUCAAAUACUAGUAGCAAACUUACGAAUAUUGGAAAAUUUACAAUACAUAAAGAAUUGUCUAUAAGUUGUAUGAAGAUGGGAGAGUCACUUUUUACGCUUUUACAACAUAUACACAAACUUUCUACUCCUCCCCCAAUAGCCGAUACGUUACAAAUUUGUGAUCAUGAUCAAUAUCGAGUUGUGUUGUUACGUCAUUUAUCUAGGAUUAAUAAUGUCAAUGAAUUUUGCAAUUCUAGCAUUUUUUUGACAAAUGAUGGUGGUAAAUCAUCUCGACAUUCGCUUAGUUAUAUUUUGGAUGGUGAUACGACUCUAAAAGAAAAUAGCGCACAGACAGCAGGUCACUCACUCAGUUAUAUUUUAAAUAAUGAUCAAGAAGAGUCGCUAGUUUCAACAAGUAGUCAUUGGACUAAAGAAUUAGGAGAAAGCAGUAAAAAUUCAUAUAAUACAGGUGCAAUGAUUUAUUAUUAUGAUUCGAAUAAAGAACGUGAAACUGAAAUAAAAGCCGCUUGUUCCAAACUGUCAAAGAAUAUCUUUGACAUUUAUGAAACUUCGUUGGAACAAGAAGUACAAGCAGACUAUAUGAGAAGAGAUCAAUUUCGUUAUUGUCUAAAAAUAUUACAACAUUUUCGAACUCUAGAAACGUAUUUUAAAAUAUAUCAUGAACGGAACAAAGGACAAACAAUUAAAACUAACGUUAUAAGAAGUAUAAUAAAAAGUGGCGGUAACGGACAUUUGGAGUUAACAGGAAACAAACUAAAAUUAAUUAUCCAAAGAGCCAAACGCAUAGAAAGGUUAUUAAAUCUGGCAAAUAAUAACUAUAAUAUAUUUGACGCUUUUCCCGACCUUAACAUCACUUUUUUUUCUGCAAAUCGCAUGAACACUUAUAAUUAUGAACGUUGGUUAAUAUUAGUUCAAACCAAUAAUUUAGUUAGUGCUGAUGAAGGAAGAAGAUUAUAUAAAGAAUAUAAGGAAAAAUGUAAAAAAGAAAGGUAUGAAUAUUUAAGAAAUUUAUAUAUUGGCGCGAAUAGAGGAAAUGAUUUAUUAGAAAAUGAAAUUAAUGAUGAGAAGGAUGAGGAGGAUGAGGAGGAUGAGGAAAGGAUAAAUUUAUUAUUUUAA